GCCAGUACACGCAGCGGGAAGUGGCGAGUCGUCAUCUGCAGCACGACAUCCUUGAGGCGGAUGUCCCCCAGCCCCGCCAGCGCAUCGGCAGCAAUAACGAGGGGCCAUACUGCCAGCAUGACCGUCCCAUAAACUUUGCGCCGAAUUCACUGACAGAGGUGCCAGCCGAUGCUCGAUCGCCCAUGCGGAUCUUGUCGUCGUCCAUCAGCGUCGGGCUGUCGUGCAGUUGGACAGUGGGAUGAGUGGCGUCGGAAUCGCCGUGAGGAUGAGCCACCUCCAGAGAGCCAUCGGGCGCAUAGCACGACAUGAAAGACUCCCCCUCAGCUCGCCCUCCAACGAGUGGCCUGAACUUGACGUACCAGCCCGCCAUUUCCGUCAGCUUGGCAUCGCCGUCGCGGAUAGCAUCAACUGGCAGGGUGGUGCCUGUGUGAGAGAUGUAGGGAGGGGGAAGACCCACCACCUCGACAGCGAAGCCCAUACAUGUGACAGAUCCCCGCUGGUUGCCGGCAAAGGGCCGCACCGUCGCCGUAGAACAAGAUGAGAAUUCGUCGGACUCGAAAGCGGCCGCUGAGAUACACAGCGCAAUAACAGACCGACCACAGACAUACAGGGACCCCCGCCUGCUGUCUUUCUUACCAUGUGCGGCCGGCAGUGACGGUGAGCCCGUCGCAUUCGUGAGGAAGCCGGCCAGCUCGUGACGCGACAUGUCAAUUGUGUUAUACGAGAUGGCGUCUGCCAGGCUGGCCACCAGGCUUACGGCCGCCUUGAUGCCGUCAUCCUCGGGCUUGCCCCUCUCGCGUCGCCGCCAUUGAUCACCGAUGACGUCACACUUCCUGCGGACGGACUGGCGCAGCGCCGCGCAGAUGUCGGGGUGGCAGUGGAUGAAUCGGGCCAGGAAGGGGUAGCGAGCGAAGCUGUCCAGCAAGUUGCUGGCCAGCUGAUGGUCAUCUAGCCAGUCCUCAAGAACAACCUGAAAGAAGUCAAAGCGCACCAACGGUGACUCCGUCACCGAGACCUCUCUCAUGCCGAUUGCUCACCUUGCGAUGGAUGCGCCACAGGAGGCUCUGAGUGCUGCCUUUGGUAAAGAUCUGGUCGACGUCGAACUGGAGGUAGUCCAGGGCCACCAUCGCGUCGACCAAGUUGUCCUUGGUCAGCGAUUUGACGAUGUCGACCUCCUGCUGCAGCACCACCUCACCGAUGGGCCGGCUGAUCUUCUCGAUGCACACCUGACGCUCCUGGCCCUCCUGAAACUCGCCGUCCAUCACCUGCACACACACACACAGACAGACACAUGGUGUGCAUGUCACGUGUCUGUCAUCUCUGCCGUGUGUGUACCUGAUUGAAGUAUUUAAAAAGCCGUAUGACGCCCUCCUUGACGACGAGCGGCCUUGCGAGCGGCGCAUCGCCCUCCCCAUCGCCAGCGAACCGCACACUCACAGACGGCUCCAUAACACCGCUCAUCGCAGCAGGACGACGACAGCAGACACCGAGGAUGCGACGGCAGCACCUUCGACGAGAGUAGAGUAGACCGUGCGAGAGAUGCACCGGCAGGACACAGCUCCUCAAUCCUUCUCUUUUCCAAAAAAAAAGGCGAUGGUCAAACGUCAGAUGGCCUUCCUGGUGUCUAUUCCUGCUGGUCUUGCUCCUCGACGACUCGAUUCUUCGAUUGAAUCGCGGAAUCGCGAAUGAC
Molecule: messenger RNA, 1690 nt
Organism: Vitrella brassicaformis
Lineage: Eukaryota; Vitrellaceae
Source: the annotation of a GenBank genome assembly